This is a messenger RNA of Penicillium daleae, 903 nucleotides long. RefSeq names its product aromatic alcohol reductase. The transcript has 3 exons. Lineage: Eukaryota; Fungi; Ascomycota; Eurotiomycetes; Eurotiales; Aspergillaceae. The coding region runs from base 1 to 903 and encodes 300 amino acids. Gene Ontology annotation, molecular function: oxidoreductase activity. The record is from RefSeq and is a predicted model, not a curated record.
AUGGCACCCUUGAAGAAUAUCGCACUUGUUGGUGCAAGCGGCGACAUUGGCAAAAUCAUCCUUGGUGGCCUGGUUACCUCAUCCAGUUUUGACAUCACGGCAAUUUCGCGCAAGGAAAGCAAAGCCGUCUUUCCCUCGGGCGUUGUUGUCCACAAGAGCGACUUCUCAGAUGCGGAUCUGGAGGCUGCCUUCAAGGGCAAAGAUGCCGUGAUUUCAGCACUAGGUGCAACUGGAUUCGGCGAGCAAAAGAAACUUGUCGAUGCAGCCAUUCGUGCUGGGGUCAAGAGAUUCAUCCCAUCUGAGUUCUCGGCGAAUAGCCAGAAUGAUACGGUGAUUCAGCUUCUGCCACUGUUUGGCCAGAAGAAAGAACUCAUCGAAUAUCUGAAGAGCAAGGAAGUUGACGGAUUGACCUGGACCGGCAUUGCAACUUCUGGCUUGCUUGAUUGGGUAAGGCCUGGAGAGAGGUUUUUGCAAUUCCAGCUUGCCAGUCGCACGGCUACCAUCUGGGAUGGUGGCCACAAAAAAUUCACCCUCAUCAAUGAGAAGCCCCUUGGUCAAUCGGUUGUAUCUGUUCUACAGAAUCCCGAGCAAACUAAGAACAAGUAUCUUCAUGUCGCGUCUGUCGAGACCACUCAGCUAGAUAUCCUUGCGGCCCUCGAAAAGGCGACUGGAACCAAGUGGACGAUCGAGGAAACCACAACGGAGGCCCAGCUCAGUGAGGCGGCAAAGAGACUCACUGCCGACGAUUUCGAAGGCGCCUUCAUUUUAGUUCGAGCGACAGUGUUCGGCAACAGCCCGGGGCUCAACGCGAACUAUGUCAAGGAGACCGAACUGGCAAAUGACGUUCUGGGACUGAAGCUGGAGAGUGUGGAGGAGACCGUCAAUCGCGUUGUGAACAAUUAG